ACCCGGAAAUGGCCCUCGGCGGCGGCGCCUCAGCCAAUGGGCGGCCCGUGCGUAGGCAAGAGGGAAAAGGUCAUGGCAGGUAUGGAGAUGGCGGCGCUAACGGAGGUUGCCGGGCAGAUAAAACCGUGUCCGUGAGGGAAUGGAAGGCGACAUGGUUUGCGCCUCGCACUGCGGCUGAGCCUCCCUCGCGACAGCAGCAACAGCCGCCGCCGCCUCUUCCGCCUCCUCUCCUUUUCCAGCGUCCCGUUCCCUCGCGCCGUCCUCCGCCCAGACCAAUGAGCGUCGCGCACGAGCUGCUGUGGCGCCUGCUGCACCUCCUCCUCCACGUCCAGCGCGCGCUCUUCGCCUGGUUCCGAGGCUGGUUCGGAGGUCGCGGCUCGUGGCUCAGCCGUUGGCGGCGGCGCGCCGCCGUUGCCUCGCGGGCUCUCCUGGCCCCGGCGGCGGUGGGCACGGGGGCUUUCGCCUACCACAGGCCGGCGGCGGCAGGGCGGAAGGUGGUCGGAGGAGGAGGCGGCGGCGGCCGGUGGCGGAAGGACGCGAAGUCUCUGCAGAAGCUACCGGGCCACGUCGGGCUGGUGGUGGUCGAGGAGGAGCAGAGCUACGCGGACAUGGCCAGCCUGGUGGUGUGGUGCAUGGCGGUGGGCAUCUCCUAUGUCACCGUCUACGACCAAGAAGGUUUUUUCAAGAGAAAUAAUUCAAGGCUAAUGGAUGAAAUCCUAAAGCAGCAGCAGGAAUUGUUAAAUCUUGACCGUUCCAAAUAUACAGUGAAGUUUGCAAAUCAAGAAAAAACAGAUCAAGUUUUAAAUUGCCAAUCUACACUGAACGUGCUGUCUUCAGAGGAUGGGAAGACAGAUAUAGUAAAAGCAGCUCAGAAAUUUUGCCACUUAGUAGCACAAAAACAAAAAAAAUGCACAGAUCUGGAUAUGGACGUCUUGGAAAACUUAUUAACUAUUCUUUGCCUUCACAUGUGAACGUCAGUUAUGAAGAAUUCUUCUCUGCCCUUCGUCACUAUUCAAACACUGAACAGCGCGUGGGAAAAUAACUUCUUGCUGAACAUUAUCAGGAUUUCCAUGGAAAGGACCCAGUGUCUCUGUUUACAAGUACCUGUGAUACAUAAAAGUCCAGUACAUAGUCUCUUAAUUUAUCAAAUUCAAUAAAGUGUCUUACCUUUUUAGAAUUUGUAUGCGUGUGUACUCAUAGUCUUUGGAGUUGCGGGGAAAGCAGUGGUCUACUGCUGUGGCAUAUGGCAUACCAUAAAUAUUCUAAAACAGCUGUUUAGAAGCUUCAGGCCUCUCCUUCCAGUGACCAAAUCCUUAAUAUAAGGAAUACUUCUGACUUUGAGGGAACCAAUCUAAGUAGCACUACAAUCAGUGGGGAGAAACACUGGACCAUAUAAAAACCCUUCUUAGAAUUUUCUGCUGUCACACCUUUGUCGUCUCAUUUUCAUUGGACUUGAAUAACUGAAAGUCUAGGAAGCUGUCUGCAUAGUUGUCCUCAAAAGCUUCUAGAAAUGCACCUCAGGGUUUUGGGGGCAUGGGUGUGCUUAAAAUGGAAUUUAAAGCAUUGCUGAAAAAAAUAAGCAUAGAAAGGUCAAGGGGUUUCUCAAACGUGCUUUUCAAUCACACAUGUUAAGUACAUUAUAAAAUAACCAUUAGAACAACUGGCAGCUGCAAAAACUAUAGCCACAGUCUUCCCUUUCUUAGGAAGGUAGGUGUUUCCACAACUUGUUAAUUGACAAUUAAAUACUUGAUUAAAAGUCAAUAAAUGUUGGGUUGGAUCAUCAUCAUAUAACAGAAUCACAUAAACUGGUUUUUCCCAAACAAUAUGAACUAUAAGAUGUACAUUGCAGUGUGUGUUUUAAAAUGGUAUAUUCUCAAAUUCUAAGGUAAGUUAAGAAAUACAACUUGUACUAUUUUUUAAAGGCUUAAUUUCAUUUUGAUAAUUAUAGUCCAAAUCCACUGUGCUGUAUUCAUUUUAAACAUAAGUAAAAUUGUCAAUUUACAUUUUUGUGGUAAUGUAAAUGGAUUGUGUUUGGCUGCAUAUAGCAGCAAAGGGCAGGAAAGUAUUAAUUCAAUAUGCACUGAUGAACCUGUUCCCCUCCCCCCAUUAUAAGAUAUGGCAUGACUGUCUGCAUAAAUGACUGUGACAAUUGUUGUAUGGCAGUGUGAUAAUACAAUCUAAUUACAAAACAAAUAUGCAGAAAAAUAAAAUUCAUGGACUCAUUUUCUUGAUCCUGCAGCUACAUUGGUACUGCUUAAUGUAUAUGGUAUACUGCUCCUUCAAACUCUUAACCUAAUUUUAUCCCUAAACAUUGAUUGGCGAAGUUAAGUGUCCAGGUGUUCCUUUUCAAAAGUGUAUUUUCUUAUGGAAUGGAAAGCCCAUUAUUUUUUGGUUGAAAAUGGAACGAAACUUAAUCUAUUUUGCAAAUGGCUUUUUAUAAAUGCCACAAAUCAGUGUAGUAAAGUAUUGCAGAUCAUGCUGCUAUUAAACAGUAUUUUUCUUCUUUUUUAGAUCAAAUCUGUAAUACAGUAGGUUCAAAAAGCUCAUAGCAAGAGUAAACUAAUUGAUUUCUUAUUGCUUGUUUUUGAGAAAAAGACGCUUUCUGCUGUGAGCUAAUGAAGUAAAAAGGCAUCAGGAUGAUAUUCACAGUCAUUGGAAUACCUGAAACUUUUUCCUGCUUUGCUGUAGUUCUCAAAUUUCUAUUAUGAAGACCAUGAACAUGUGCAAUAUAUUACAGUACUGCUUUUGACUAAUGCACACAGUUCUACAAUUUGGACAUUUUUGGUUUGCUAGAGAGAGGGUGUGUGGAGCGUAGCCUGAAAGAGAGAUUCUAUGUAGUAAACUUCUGUGUGGUUGGAAUCAUCUGGAGAGAACUGGCAAAUGAAAUUCAGAAUCAUGAGCUUACCAAAAGAAUUCUGGUACAGUAAAUGACAAUUACAAGAGCAAAGGGGAGAGUUUUAUGUUCCAUUUUUUUACUUGUUAAUUUCUUUCCCUGCUUAUAUUAAUCUGCAAAUUGCCAAAGAAUAUUUACAGUGCCCACCCUGAUUUUGGUCAUCCCUUGUCACAUUUGACACCAUUAGUUUCUGUAAUUUGGGCCAGAAUUUAACAAUGAGUUAGCUGUGCCAAAAACACUGUGCAUAUCCACAAUUUACUCUUUUUGAAUGUAUGUCAUUGCAGUAAGCUUCCCCCUCCCUCUGUUGUCUUGUGAGAAGAUAUAGUCUACAGCAGUGACAUUAUGUAUAUCUUUGGAUACCUGUAAAUAUUAUGUAAAGCAAGUUUUUAUGAUGAAGAAAUUCUUGGAUUUCAUUACUGAGAGUAAAAUCUGAACCUGUAAAACAAAUAAAUUUAUCUUUCUACAGGCA
Messenger RNA from Lacerta agilis (Sand lizard), 3362 nucleotides. RefSeq names its product NUS1 dehydrodolichyl diphosphate synthase subunit (gene NUS1). The record is from RefSeq and is a predicted model, not a curated record. Gene Ontology annotation, molecular function: ditrans,polycis-polyprenyl diphosphate synthase [(2E,6E)-farnesyl diphosphate specific] activity. Lineage: Eukaryota; Metazoa; Chordata; Lepidosauria; Squamata; Lacertidae. Bases 9 to 971 code for a protein of 320 amino acids. The transcript is spliced from 4 exons. Gene Ontology annotation, cellular component: dehydrodolichyl diphosphate synthase complex; endoplasmic reticulum membrane.